Ostrinia furnacalis (Asian corn borer) is the source of this 1254-nucleotide messenger RNA. Its product is annotated as putative carbonic anhydrase 3. The record is from RefSeq and is a predicted model, not a curated record. The transcript is spliced from 8 exons. The coding region runs from base 170 to 1129 and encodes 319 amino acids. Gene Ontology annotation, molecular function: carbonate dehydratase activity; zinc ion binding. NCBI's taxonomy places the organism in Eukaryota, Metazoa, Arthropoda, Insecta, Lepidoptera, Crambidae.
CGGCCACAGACGCGUGGCGCGAAAACUUUUCUUUUUUAAAAACAAAAAAUGUAUAAAAAGUUGCCAGUGCGUGGUCAAGGCGCAGUUGGCGCGAAAGGGUGCGAGUGUGCAAGUCGACUUUAAAAAGUUUUCAAUAAAAAGUUUAAUUCAAAAUAAAUAAAAAUAAAAAAUGGUUUCGACUGUGAUUGUUUUGUUAAGUUUGACAGGUUUAUCCGUCGCCAGAGAUUGGUCUCAUCAUGACGAAGACGCUUGGCCGGGUCAGUGCGGAGUGGGUAAGGAACAGUCCCCCAUCAACAUCGUACCCCAUGAGAGCCUGCCAGACCCCCACGAAGCACACAUCAGGGGCCCGCUGGUCUACCGGGGCUACGGCGAUGUUGAAGUGAGAGCGAGGAACACUGGGUACAAAGUUCGCUGGGCUGUGGAACCGGGCACUCCCGCGCCGGUGCUGUCGGGCGGCCCGCUGCGCGACAACUACACCUUCGCCGAGGUGCACUUCCACUGGCUCUCGGAGCACGCAAUCAACGGACUCAAGUACCCCAUGGAGAUCCACUUUGUGCACCUGAAGACUGGACUCAACUUCGACCAGGCGCUGCAGCAGCGGGAUGGAGUCGCCGUCGUCGGAGUACUGGUCCAGGUGGGUCCCAUAGGAGAAACCAGUGUGCUGGAAGAACUGCUACCAGCAAUGGAUUACAUAGUUAAUCCAUCCAACGAAGACUCGCCCACUUUCAACGUAGACCUCACGAAGCUCUUCAGCCCCAACCCUCAAGCGUUCUACACCUACCACGGCUCGUUGACCACACCCCUAUGCCCUGAGGUGGUCACCUGGAUGGUCAUGGACCAGCCCACCACCGUCACCCACGACCACUACAAAAACCUGACCCGAGCUGACUUGGAAGGCAUCAACAACGACCGGCGAGUGCAGCCAUUGGGCACUCGCAUGGUCUACCGCUCCAAAGAAGUGGCCUCUUGCUCACACAUGGCCUCACCGUCUCUGCUGGGACUGGCCGCUGCCAUCAUAGCCUGCUUCAGGUCUAAGAUGUCGACUACCCUUCUAGGAGCUAUGUGCAGCAUCGUCAAAACCAAAAGGAGGCUCUUGGGCAAUGUUGUUAAUAAAGUAACCUGCCACUAAAAUGGUUAUAGCAUAUCAAAGUAGGUAUAGUGUAUGAUAAAGCCUGGUCCGUGAGCACGUAGAAUCCCGUCCAAUGACCCCAAGCUACCCAUCCUUAUCGCUCGCGCGUAAUUAUAUUGCUGUCG